CGUUUUGAGGUUUAGCACGUCCAUUCUCAUUAGUCACUCCGUUGGGAUUGAGGUCACACAGACAGAGUGAGAGGAAGUGAAGAGUGACAAAAAAUGGCAAAAUCGUCGGCGACCAGAGACGCCCAAGCUCUUUUCCAUUCUCUCCGUUCUGCUUAUGCUGCCACUCCUACUAAUCUCAAGAUCAUUGAUCUAUAUGUCAUGUUUGCCAUCUUCACUGCCUUAAUUCAGGUGGUAUACAUGGCUUUUGUUGGAUCGUUUCCAUUCAACUCUUUUCUCUCUGGGGUGCUCUCUUGUAUUGGCACGGCAGUCCUUGCUGUUUGUCUUCGAAUCCAAGUAAACAAAGAAAACAAGGAAUUCAAGGAUUUGCCUCCGGAACGUGCUUAUGCAGAUUUUAUUCUCUGCAAUUUAGUGCUCCAUUUGGUGAUCAUGAACUUUCUUGGCUAGAUUGAGGCAUCAAAUAUGGAAAAUAUGUUACUUUUACAAAUAUUGGUGAAUUAUAUAUGCAAGGAUAAUACUGAGUCAAUCGUGAGGAUUUUGUUAGGGCUUUAGAAAUAUUAAGCUUCUCGUGCGUGAAACUAUUGCGCCCUUCUCUAUCAUUUGUGAAUUCGAUAGAAUAUCAAUCAGGUAGACAGACUUUGGCCCAAAUUGGUAAGAAAGAGAACUUUUCCGGUAUCAAUUUUUUUUCCUUA
Messenger RNA from Nicotiana tabacum (common tobacco), 689 nucleotides. RefSeq names its product dolichyl-diphosphooligosaccharide--protein glycosyltransferase subunit DAD1. The record is from RefSeq and is a predicted model, not a curated record. Gene Ontology annotation, biological process: protein N-linked glycosylation. NCBI's taxonomy places the organism in Eukaryota, Viridiplantae, Streptophyta, Magnoliopsida, Solanales, Solanaceae. Gene Ontology annotation, cellular component: membrane; oligosaccharyltransferase complex.